Messenger RNA from Eurytemora carolleeae, 5030 nucleotides. RefSeq names its product UDP-glucose:glycoprotein glucosyltransferase 1 (gene Uggt). The transcript has 33 exons. Gene Ontology annotation, cellular component: endoplasmic reticulum. NCBI's taxonomy places the organism in Eukaryota, Metazoa, Arthropoda, Copepoda, Calanoida, Temoridae. Gene Ontology annotation, molecular function: UDP-glucose:glycoprotein glucosyltransferase activity. Bases 42 to 4613 code for a protein of 1523 amino acids. The record is from RefSeq and is a predicted model, not a curated record.
CAUUGAUAUGAUAUUAAAAAGUAUAUUUUCAGAGGUCCAAAAUGGGCCGAUCUGAAGUCCCUUGUCGAGGGGUUAAACUUCUUCUUAUCCUGACGUGCUUAUGUGUGCAGUCUUCAUUUGCUCAAAAAAAGAAAAAACCAAUUACAACUUUGCUGAACGCAAAAUGGAACAACACGCCAAUGCUUUUAGAGGCUGCCGAGUUUCUGGCGAGUGAGAGUAAAGAUUACUUUUGGAGAUUCAUUUCUGAUGUUGGAGAGGUAGAUGAGAGGAGCUGGAGGAUGAAAACUGACGAAGAGGUUCAUCAGCUGAUUCUAGAGUUGACCGCCAGAUACUUGACCCCGGCACAGCUGGAUAUACUCAAGUUCUCUCUCUCUUUACGCACUGAAUCGCCUAAGCUUGAAAUGCACCGUCAUCUAUCGAAGGAUCGAGGAGUUAGCGAACUCGCAUGCCCCAUCGUCUUCGAUAUAAACCAUAAGCUGACCUGUGCUCCACCCCCUAGCUUUGAUGAGCUGAAGAGCCCGGUGGUGUACACCGUAGACCAUGUGUACCCGGGCAUUAAUAUAGAAACCGCGCCAACUGUGAUCAUGUACGCGGAGCUGGGUACCGCCGCCUGUACCACGGCGCAUAAUGAUAUGCUUGCGCGCGCAGAACGCGGAGAGGUUAAGUAUGUUUUCCGACAUCGGGUCCCAGAGGGGGAGGGAAAGGUUCGUCUCUCCGGUUACGGGGUUGAGUUGCAGGUUAAAUCUACCGAAUACAAGGCCCAGGACGACACUAAGCUGGAAGGAGAGGAUGGAAGUAAUGAGGAUGAUGAAGCAGGGGAUGAGGAAAUAGAAGGAUUUGUAUUCUCCACUCUAAAAGACAAGCAUCCAGAGAAACUAGAUAAACUUACUGAACUAAAACAACAUCUGCUAGACAACAACAACGACAUGGCACCCAUGAAGGUUUGGCAGCUGCAGGAUCUGAGCCUACAGGCAGCGCAGCGGAUAAUGAACAGUGACGCGGCGGAACGGCUGGCAGUUAUGGCGGAUUUAGCCGCCAACUUUCCAACACAUGCCAAGUCUCUGACUAGAACGAGUGUGGGCAAGGAUCUGAAAAAGGAAACCAAGAAGAAUUCUGAACAGUUCUACUCCCAUCUCAGUUUAACCAGCAGUGACGCAGCUCUGUUUAUAAACGGGAUGCAAUACGAUAUGGAUUAUACUGAUAUCUUCACCAUAUUGGACACAGUUCGACAAGAGGAACGUGUGCUAAGCGGCCUUGGCAGGCUGGGCUUGACCCCCAAGCAGACGAGUAGUCUUAUAACCCUUGAUCUUGGAUCCAAGCAGCAAACCUAUGGAGUUGACAUCAGGGAUUCUGCGGUACACUGGAUAAACAACAUAGAGACUGAUAAACUGUACAAGGGUUGGCCUGAAAGUGUACAGGAGCUGUUGCGCCCAACCUUCCCUGGCAUGUUGCGGAGUAUCCGGAAAAAUUUCUUCAAUAUCGUGAUUCUCUGUGAUCCGACCAACCUUAACUCCAAGAGCAUUCUCAAGCUUGUAGAGUCAUUCUACGUGCACAGAGCUCCAACUAGGAUUGGAGUUGUACUUCAGGUAGACUCAAACCUGGAAAAGACCGGAGAGAACGAUGUCGGAGUAGCAAUUAACAACGCUUUUAACUACAUCUCCACCAACAAGCAAACCUACGACGCUCUGGCCUUCAUCACAGACCUGUACAGUAAGUUAGAGGAGGGAGACAACCUCGACCUUGCACACGUUAAGGAGACCUUCUUGGAGGCCUACGGAUCUGAUGUUAAGAUGGUGGAUGUGUUUGGCGAGGACUCGGAGUAUGAUGUUGGGCGGCAGUUGUCCGCAGAAUUCAUAGAAAAGACUGGAUUAAACUCACUGCCACAGGCGCUGAUAAACGGAGUCCCUAUUGAUGAGAAGUAUCUAACUGAAGAGGAUUUUGAAGAGCAGCUUCUUGGAGUUCUCAUGAAGGAAACUCAAAACCUUCAGAGAGCUGUUUAUAAAAACCAGCUUUCAGAUAAACAGGAUGUUCUAGACUACCUCAUGUCACAGGAGAAUAUUAUGCCGCGUCUCAAUCAGAAAAUUCUAGACUCAAGUGAAUCUAAGGUGUUGAAUAUGGCUGGAGAUCAGUUGAACUCUCUGAAAAUGACGUCUUUCUCCCGCCUUGAUAAACGAUCAAUGUCUGCAACUAUGGUGAAGAAUCUAUUCUACAUUACUGGGAAGGAAGGAUCUAAGAUGUCUUCUCUUCGUAUGGUUUCCAGCUGGGUUGUCUGUGACCUUGAGACUAAGGCUGGUCGUGCAACUGCGCUUGCUGCGGUCAAGCACGUUAAGUCCUCAAACCAAAUGCGUGUUGCGUUCAUUCACAAUACAGAAAACCCAGGUUCGAUAAGUAAGGCAGUUGAAGCUGCUGUUAGAUUUAUGAAACCGUCAGCUGCUGCUACUUUUAUUGCUAAAAUAUUGAAGGUAGAUACUGCUGUGAAACUGACUGCAGGAACCAAGAAGCUUGUGGAUUAUGAUAUCCCUGGGGUUGAAAUGAAAGAUUUCCUUCAAAAGAUGGAGGCUGAACUACCUGAAGAUGUCUUCAACGUGCACCGUCUCUAUGUUGAGAAGGUGGUUAAGCUUACAACAGAACAAACAGCUGUUCUCACCAAUGGAAGGUUGGUUGGUCCAAUGGCUGGUGACGAGGAGCUUACCUCCAAUGAUUUCGAAUUGUUGGAGAAGCUAACUAUGAGCAUGUAUGGAGAGAAGUUGGUUCAGUCUUUCUACAAUCAUCUAGACGUCAACAAACCGGAUAUCAGUGAUGUUGCCCUCAUCCUAGGAGGACUACUGACCUCGCGUACAAGUGCAAAGACGCGCACUGAGCUAAGCUUCCGGUCGGAUGAACACAGUGUUAUCAAAAUAGAACCACGCUUUCCAGAUCGUCCUGCCUUUGAUCUCGUCGCUAUCGUGGAUCCGAUAUCUCGAGGAGCGCAGAAGAUUGCUCCCGUCCUUCUUGUGCUCCAGCAGGUUCUCAACGCUAGGAUCAGGGUGUUCAUGAACCCUGUCGAUAAGCACAGCCAGAUGCCGAACAAGUCCUUCUUCCGUGUUGUUCUAGAGCCAUCUCUGCAGUUUGGAGAGACGGGUCAACUCCUACCUGGACCGCGUGCAGCCUUCCACAAUAUCCCAGAGCAACCAAUCCUCACACAGAACUACCAUGUUCCAGACAACUGGCUGGUGGAGCCUGUCAAGUCUGUGUACGAUUUAGACAACAUCAAGUUAGAAGGAAUAGACCAUGGAGUCUCCUCAGAGUGGGAGCUAGGUUCGAUUCUUCUUGAGGGACACUGUUUCGAGUCAGGAACCGGAAAUCCACCACGUGGUCUUCAACUGAAUCUUGGAACCAAAGCUAACCCUAAUCAUACAGACACGAUAGUGAUGGCCAACCUUGGUUAUUUCCAGCUAAAGGCGGACCCAGGAGCGUGGUACCUUAACCUCAGACCAGGACGGAGUGAUCUCAUCUACGAAAUCGUUAGUCACGAGAAUACGGAUAGUGAAAAAGGAGAAAAGGAUAUCCCGGUUCUAAUGAAUAGUUUUGCCUCCAGGAUUGUAAAGCUGAAAGUUGCAAAGAAGCCUGAAAUGCGUCACGAGGAACUGCUUCCCUCGGACAAAGGUGGUGAGGAUACUGGAAUAUGGUCCUCGAUCAAGUCAAAGUUCUCAGGUUCGGAGAAGGAGGAGGAAGUGGAUGAGGGAUUAAAUAUAUUCUGUUUGGCAACUGGGCAUCUUUAUGAAAGAUUGCUCAAGAUAAUGAUGUUGUCGGUACUGAAGACAACCAAGGCUCCUGUCAAAUUCUGGAUUCUGAAGAACUUUUUGUCUCCUGAUUUAAAGGAUUUUAUCCCUGAGUAUGCCCGGAGGUAUGGGUUUGAGUAUGAAUGGGUUGAAUACAAGUGGCCGAGAUGGUUAAACCAACAGAGUGAGAAGCAGAGAACCAUUUGGGGAUACAAAAUCCUGUUCCUGGACGUUCUUUUCCCUCUCAACCUGAAGAAGAUCAUCUUCGUCGAUACAGAUCAGAUUGUUAGGACGGAUCUAGUAGAACUCAGGGAUCUGGACCUUGAAGGAGCUCCAUAUGGGUAUACUCCAUUCUGUGAUUCUAAUAAAGAUAUGGAAGGAUUUAGAUUCUGGAAACAGGGCUACUGGCGGAAUCAUCUAGCAGGGCGGAAGUAUCAUAUCUCCGCCAUAUAUGUUGUAGAUUUAGUGAAAUUCCGGCAGAUAGCUGCUGGUGACCGGCUCAGAGGUCAGUAUCAAGCUCUGUCCCAGGAUCCAAAUAGUUUAUCCAAUCUUGAUCAGGAUCUACCUAACAAUAUGAUACAUCAGGUUCCAAUCAAGAGUCUGCCGCAAGAAUGGUUGUGGUGUGAAACCUGGUGUUCUACUGAUGAGCUCAAAAACGCUAAAUCAAUAGAUUUGUGCAAUAAUCCACUCACAAAGGAGCCUAAGCUGUCAGCUGCCCGACGUAUAGUAUCUGAAUGGACUGACUAUGAUGAUGAGAUGAGGCUACUGGGUCAGGAGAUUGCAGCGGCAAGGAAGGAAACUAAACCAGCGCAGCAACACGUGGAAGAGAAACCGGUUCGAGACGAGUUCUAGGAUACAAUUAAGACAACUGGUUAAACAGUGCAAACUUUUCAUUUUAAGAACAUUUAAGAACCCCCUUAAGAACUUUUUAAAAGACUUAAUUAAAGUUAAUUAUCUUACUUUUUUCUCCUUCAUCUCUUUAAAGAUGGCGUCCUUUAUUUAGUCUUAUUUAUUUGUCACACAAUUAUCAGCAUUUACAAGAUUAUUAAAACAGAUCUAAUCUAUAGAUUGUGUUAAUUUAAAUGUCCAUUAACGUUUAAAUUCUGUAACCCAUUAUGUUGUUUUGUUUUAUUUUCUUUUCUAUGCAUGUACUUAGAUAAAAUUAACUGUUUUAGUGAAAUUGUGAUAAAAAUUUCGAAUGUACUUAUUGUUUGGGUGUUUUUAGGGGUUUUAUUUUUUUUAAUGUAUAAAAAAAAAUCUACUAACUGA